This is a messenger RNA of Colletotrichum chrysophilum, 516 nucleotides long. RefSeq lists its product as uncharacterized. NCBI's taxonomy places the organism in Eukaryota, Fungi, Ascomycota, Sordariomycetes, Glomerellales, Glomerellaceae. The transcript has 3 exons. Bases 1 to 516 code for a protein of 171 amino acids. The record is from RefSeq and is a predicted model, not a curated record.
AUGCAGCUCACCAAGACUCUCAUCACCCUCGCCAUGGGCUUGACCGUUGCGUCAGCUCUUGCUCUGCCUGCGGCUGACGGCCUCGAGGUUCGCGCCGACAAGAAGGGCGGCAACAACAAGGCGAACAACUGCGCGAACGCCAAGAAGUUGGCUGCUGGCAUCGACGACAACAUCAAGAUCCAGAAGCAGGAGCAGUCCAAUGUUGCCGACAUCGAGAAGAUUGUCAACUCCAACAACGUUGACCAGAAGAAGUUCGACGCGGCGAAGAAGACUCUUCUCACCACCAUCGAUGACGGUAUUAAGAUCCGUGAGGCCAACCAGAAGCUCGCCGAUGGUAACGGUGCCAAGGAUGGUCUGGCAACUGUUGCCAAGGCCCAGGCUCAGGAGAAGAGCCAAGCUCAAGGCUUGAAGGGAACUAAGGCAGACCUGGAUACCAUCGCGACCAUGAAGAAGGAGUUCGCCGGUGGUAUUGAGCAGAACCAGAAGAACAAGGAGGCCGCCACCAAGGGAUGUUAA